GAUGAUUCCCCCGGUGGAGGUCUCUUCGUUGAUCAAGGUCUCCAGGUACUCACUAUUGCUACUCGGAAUGAUCUAUGGAAAGAAAAGAUAUGAUUACUUGAAGCCUGUUGCUGCGGAGGAAAGGAGAAUAGAAGAGGAGGAGAAGAAGAAGCGCGAAGAAAUGGAACGCAUUGCAAAAGCACUGGCAGAAGCUAGCGAAGAUACGAUACUGAAAUAAAACCAACUCAAUCGUCGGUUUCAACU
Messenger RNA from Euleptes europaea (tarantolino), 243 nucleotides. RefSeq names its product ATP synthase membrane subunit e (gene ATP5ME). The record is from RefSeq and is a predicted model, not a curated record. The coding region runs from base 2 to 217 and encodes 71 amino acids. The transcript is spliced from 4 exons. NCBI's taxonomy places the organism in Eukaryota, Metazoa, Chordata, Lepidosauria, Squamata, Sphaerodactylidae. Gene Ontology annotation, biological process: proton motive force-driven ATP synthesis. Gene Ontology annotation, molecular function: proton transmembrane transporter activity.